This is a messenger RNA of Grus americana (Whooping crane), 1291 nucleotides long. Its product is annotated as syntaxin-1B-like. The coding region runs from base 33 to 1061 and encodes 342 amino acids. The record is from RefSeq and is a predicted model, not a curated record. The transcript has 2 exons. Gene Ontology annotation, molecular function: SNARE binding; SNAP receptor activity. Gene Ontology annotation, cellular component: SNARE complex; endomembrane system; plasma membrane. Gene Ontology annotation, biological process: synaptic vesicle fusion to presynaptic active zone membrane; intracellular protein transport; exocytosis. NCBI's taxonomy places the organism in Eukaryota, Metazoa, Chordata, Aves, Gruiformes, Gruidae.
CUCACCGACGGUGCCGGCGGCCGGCGUGGAGCAUGAGGGACCGCCUGGCAGAGCUGCGGCGGCGAGCCGCGGCCGAGGGGCACCCGCACGAGGACGCCUUGUGCUUCGACAACCCGGCGUUCAGCGGGGACGACGGCAGCCCUGUCAGCCGGGCGCUGCGGGAGGCGGCUGAGCUCUGGCGGGCGCUGGACCGGCUGGAGCAGCUCUCCGAGAGCAUCGACUGCACGCAGCAGACGGUGCUGUGCUGCACCUCCGAGGAGAGCGUCGCCCGGGAGAAGAGGGGCCUCGGCGCUGCCAGAGCCGCCUUCGCCCGCGAGGCCGUGGCGCUGCAGCCCCGGCUGGGCGCUCUGCCGGCGGCUCCGGAGGGGGGGACGGGGCGAGCGGGCCCCCGCGUCCGCCAGACCCAGCUGUGGCUGCUGCUGCGGCGGUACCGCGCCGUCCUCGCCCGACAUUAUGCCCGGGAGAACCGCUACCGGCAGAGGCUGAAGGAGCAGAUCGAGAGGCAGACGGAGCUGGCGGGCAUCGACCUGGGGGCCGAGGACUUGGACCGGCUGGCCGAAAGCCCCGAGGCACCCCGCAUCGUGGGCCGGGACCUGGAGGAGCUCAAGGCCAAGCAGCACCUGGCCUUGACCCGGGCGCGCCAGCGGCAGCUCCUUGACCUGGAAGCGCAGAUGGCGGAGCUGCACGGGCUCUUCCUGCAGCUGGAGGGGCUGCUGGCCGAGCAGCACGGGGCCGCCGACAGCGUGGAGCACUACGUCCUGCGCACCCUCGACUACGUCGCCCAGACCGGCGGCGAGGUGAAGAAGGCCUUCGCGUACCGGCGGCCGUCGCGGCUCUCGGCCCUGCUGACGGCGGCGCUCAGCCUCUGUGCCUGCUGCACCUGCCCGCCCUGCCUCGGCGGGACCGUCCGAGAACACAAGUCAAACAGCACCGCUGCCGUGGGAGCGCCGGGAAGCGUGCGUACGGGCGAUGGAAGGACGUGGUGCUGCGCUGGCUCCUGCUCCCGCCCAGCCUCUCCGUUCGAUGCGCGGUUGCCAAAGCAGCCUCCUGGGAAGCGCUGACGACUAUUUACGGACUCCCGGGACGUACAGAGAAGGGAAAAACCUCAGCGAGGUAGGGCAGGUGGCAAAUCCAAAUGCAGCGUAACUUAUAUUUAACCACGCUUUGUGCAGCUCCUCCGUGCAAACGACCUCCGUGUAGAGCUAGUGCCCGCCUUGGGACAGCCCUGGCUGUGGGUCACUGGGCACCAUCCUGCGCCGGCAGCCCUGCAGAACCGGUUGAGCUGCUCGGU